Molecule: messenger RNA, 1491 nt
Organism: Aureobasidium uvarum
Lineage: Eukaryota; Fungi; Ascomycota; Dothideomycetes; Dothideales; Saccotheciaceae
Source: the annotation of a GenBank genome assembly
AGAGCAAGCGCUAUAUCCAUCAUGUCGCAUCACGGCUCUGAUCCGGACCUCCACCGCGCCAUCUCUCUGCGACCCAGUCCAUUCCACGCACACCCUGAACUCUUAACCCGGGCCACUCAACUCCCGACAGGAGUGCUUCCUGUUCUCCCGCUGCCACAGACCAAGGCCGCCACUUCUGCGUCUACCUCGUACGAGGUCAAUGAGUCCCAUGACCCUGUCUCGCGCCCUGCCUAUGCUCGCAACGCCAGCGAGGCUGAAGACGUAGAAGGCCAGGCCCUUCCGAGCUAUACCACUGAAAAUGACCCACUAGACCUAUCGAGCCGCAUUAAGAGCGCUACGCAGCUGGAUGCCAUGCAGGCAAACACGUCUAGGAGACGUCAAGGUGCUAAGGAUCGCUUAUGCGCCCCUGUUGCUCAGACCAAGGAUGCCAUUCAACUACGCAAAGUUCGAGGUUUCUACGAGGGUCAGAACGAGGCUAUCGAAAGAAUGUUGAAACCAGUCGACGACCAUAGGAGAGAAGCCAAGGAGGAAGCUGGUGCUGACAAUCUACAAUACAAGAUCGCUGUCUACGGUUCAUUCGCUGCGAACAUACUCCUCGCCGGUCUCCAAUUGUACGGAGCUGUUUCUUCUGGUUCUUUGUCCCUGUUCACCACCACUGCCGAUGCCAUCUUCGACCCAUUGGCCAAUGCCACCUUACUGCUUUGUAAUCGAGCUGUCAACAAAGUCGAUCCUCGCAAGUUCCCUGCCGGAAAAGCUCGCAUCGAGACUGCAGGCAAUAUCGCCUUCUGUGGGCUUAUGUGCAGUGUCUCAUUUAUUCUAAUAGUGCUCUCGGCAAUGGAGCUCGUCAGAGGAUCAGAUUCCGAGACGAAAACUUUCCACUUGCCUUCCGUCCUUGCUGUGUGCGUUGCCUUUGCUACCAAACUUGCGCUGUUUAUUUACUGCUGGUCUCUGAGGAACAAAUAUUCCUCUAUCCGCAUUCUAUGGGAAGACCACAGAAAUGAUCUAUUCAUCAAUGGGCAUGUGUUCAAUUCUGUUAACCUGUCUGUCACUGCUAAUCUCGUUUAUUCAGAUNUCGGUGUUUUGACCUCCGUUGGAGGUAGCAAGCUCGCCUGGCAAAUCGAUCCCGCAGGAGCUAUUGCGCUCUCGUGUCUGGUCGCCUUCCUGUGGCUUCGUACCGCUUACUCUGAAUUUCAGCUUCUGAUCGGAGUCACCGCGCCAACCCACAUUCUUCAGUGGAUCACGUACAUUUCCAUGACACACAGUCCGGAUAUCGUCAGCCUGGACACUGUAAGGGCCUGGUACUCUGGUCCUCGAAUUACAGUUGAAGUGGACAUUGUUCUCCACCCGAACAUGACACUCAAAGAGACUCACGACAUUGCAGAAGACUUGCAAAAUAAACUCGAAGGUCUGCCAGAUGUCGAGAGAGCCUACGUCCAUAGUGAUUACGAAACCGAACACAGGGCGGAACAUUUCUUGAAGAAGGAGCUCUGA